This is a messenger RNA of Heterocephalus glaber (naked mole-rat), 5062 nucleotides long. It is a transcript of the gene Zfp2, whose product is annotated as ZFP2 zinc finger protein. Gene Ontology annotation, molecular function: DNA-binding transcription factor activity, RNA polymerase II-specific; RNA polymerase II cis-regulatory region sequence-specific DNA binding. The record is from RefSeq and is a predicted model, not a curated record. Lineage: Eukaryota; Metazoa; Chordata; Mammalia; Rodentia; Bathyergidae. Gene Ontology annotation, biological process: regulation of transcription by RNA polymerase II.
AUACCCAAUACCCACAACUCUUAAGAAGGAAAGGUUUAUUUUGGCUCACAGUUUGUGAGGUUUCAGACCAUAGUUUUCAUUGGCUCCUGGCAGGGCAGGAUGUCAGAGAAGAACAGCUCAUAGCAUGAGAGCGGGAACCAGGAUCAAGGGAAGAGGGAAGUAGAUGUGCUUUCCCAGUCCAGGCCCCCAGUGAAUCACCUGCUUUAACCAACAUCUUCACUUCCCAACAUCACAUCACAUUUUAGCUAUAAACUCGUCACUGAACGAAUCUAUACUGAUACUGAUGAGUCUCACAACCUUGUGACCCAGUCAUCUCCCUAAAGCCCCACUUAUGAGUGCACAAGGCUUUGGGGAGACAUCUAGACAUAAACCAUAACAUUCUGCCACUGAUCCCCAAAAGACUCCCAUGCACUCCUUUAUACCUACGCUUGCUGUCCUUGACUCCCAGAUCACCUCAUGUAUUUAUCUCUGACUUGUUCAUAAUAACACCUAUUUUUCUUGCAGCUAUUUUAUUUAUGUUGGAGGGUAAAACAUUUUUCUCAUCUACAUCUAUGUAUCCUGUCCAUUCUCCUUUCUUGCUUCUUAGUUUUUCACUGCCCUCAGAGUUUUGUUUUGGUUUUUGUUUCCUGUUUGUUUGUUUGUUUUUGCAUAAUCCCGUCUUGAGGACUUUUUAGUUUCAGGAGUUAGUGACAGUCAAGGAUGUGUCUGUGGAUUUCACUUGGAAGGAGUGGAUGCAGCUAGAUCCCGCUCAGAGAAACUUGUGUGGCAAGGUGAUGCUGGAGAACUACAGGAACCUAAUCUCACUAGGGCAUCAACUUUCUAAACCAAACGUGAUGUCCCAGCUGGAGCAAGAACUAGGCCUGAGGAACAAAGACCUCCAAGGGUAUGUCUUUCCAGACUGGGAGACAAGACUUGAAGACAGAGAGUUAUCUCCAAAGCUCAAUAUUACUGAAGAUUUAGUCCAUGGAUCCAUAAUGGAAAGGAAAGGUCUCAGGCAUUCAACCUUAGGGGAAACCUGGGAACCUGAUAAUUGGCUAGAGGAGCAACAGGGAAGACAUCUCGGCCAGGUUACCCCUAAGGAAACCCUCACUGAGAGGGGGGUAUGUAGAGGUAAUGACCUUGAAAGAUGUUCCAAUCAAGAUUCAGUCCUUAAUACACAGCAAGGCAUUCCUAAAUCAAAAUACCCCCACAGUUGGAAUUCACAUAGAAAAGAUGCCAAACAAAACACUGAGUUAAUGAAAACUCAAAGAAUGUUUGUAGGAAAGAAAAUCUAUGAAUGUGAUGAAUGUGGGAAAACUUUCAGCCAGAGCUCAUCCCUUCUUAAACACCAGAGGAUUCAUACUGGGGAGAAACCCUAUAAGUGCAGUGUCUGUGGUAAGCACUUCAUUGAACGCUCUUCUCUUACUGUACAUCAAAGAAUUCAUACUGGAGAGAAACCCUACAAAUGCAAUGAAUGUGGGAAAGCCUUCAGUCAGAGCAUGAACCUUACUGUUCAUCAAAGAACUCACACUGGGGAGAAACCAUAUCAGUGCAAAGAGUGUGGGAAAGCCUUCCGUAAGAAUUCAUCCCUUAUUCAACAUGAAAGGAUUCAUACUGGAGAGAAGCCCUACAAGUGUAAUGAAUGUGGGAAAGCUUUUACACAAAGCAUGAAUCUUACUGUGCAUCAGAGAACUCAUACAGGAGAAAAACCCUAUGAAUGUAAUGAAUGUGGAAAAGCUUUCAGUCAAAGCAUGCAUCUUAUUGUGCAUCAGAGAAGUCAUACUGGAGAAAAACCCUAUGAAUGUAGUGAAUGUGGAAAAGCCUUUAGCAAGAGUUCAACCCUUACCCUACAUCAGCGAAAUCACACUGGAGAAAAACCCUAUAAAUGUAAUAAAUGUGGGAAAUCCUUUAGCCAGAGUACGUACCUUAUAGAACAUCAAAGACUUCACUCUGGAGUAAAACCUUUUGAAUGUAAUCAGUGUGGAAAAGCUUUCAGUAAGAACUCAUCUCUUACUCAACAUCGGAGAAUUCACACUGGAGAGAAACCUUAUGAGUGUAUGAUAUGUGGAAAACAUUUCACUGGACGAUCAUCCCUGACUGUACAUCAGGUUAUUCACACUGGAGAGAAGCCUUAUGAAUGCUCUGAAUGUGGAAAGGCAUUCAGCCAGAGUGCGUACCUUAUUGAGCAUCAAAGAAUUCAUACUGGUGAAAAACCCUAUGAAUGUGAUCAGUGUGGAAAAGCUUUCAUUAAGAAUUCAUCCCUUAUAGUGCAUCAGAGAACUCAUACAGGAAGAAACCCUAUCAGUGUAAUGAGUGUGGAAAAGCCUUCAGUCGGAGUACAAACCUUACAAGACAUCAAAGAACUCAUACAUGAGGAAAGCAUUCAUGGGCCCCUUCGUCGUGAUUAAGUCUUAAGUAAUUAUAUAAAUCAUGUUGCUGUAGAUGCCUAAUAAACGUAACAAUUGUGGGAAUCUUUUAGUUGAAGUACUACAUACCACAUCAGAUAAUACAGACCAUGGCAGAGAAACCUUAAGAGAUUAGAGAAAUUUUGAUUUAGAAGGUAAAAUUACUUUAUGUCAGGUUUGAGUAACUAUGAAGAUACGUUCUAUUUGUUCUCUUCUGGACAUCAGGGACUUCAUACUGAAAAGAAAGUGUCACAGUGUGUGGCUGGGCAGCACAAAGACUUGGUAUGUAGUCCUGGAUGCCACUAAUUUGGAAAAGUCACCCACUUUUACUGGGUCACAGUUUUCUUAUCUGCUAAUUGAGAGAUCUUGGAUUCUGAAAGCCUGAAGGACCCCUGUUUGCCAAAAUUGUACAAACAAUGAUGGUGAGAAAUUUCUGGUCUUUUACUAUCAUAUAUGUUUUCUAGGUGCUUCUACUUCACAGCUUGUUUUCCUUGGAUGUUAUAAGUCAAAAUUCUUUACCUCUACCAAUGCUUAUUUUCUACCAUGUCCUUUCCUCUCUCCCUGCCUUACUUUUUACCUUAAAAUAUAGGGUGGCUUCUACCAGGUAAUAGGAUAAUUGUACAAAUCAUAAUGCAUUAGCAUGCUGUUUUGAGUUCUCAUCAUUAAUAAAUUGUUAAAUUAGCCGGUUAUUUAGAAAACUAUAGUCUAUAUGUACAGCAUAGACUCAAAUACAUAUCUUUGUGUUGUAUUUGACUCUCCAAGUAGAAAAGAGAAGAGCAAGAGGACAUCUAGUAUAUUAACAAAACCUUUGCAACUCAAAACUACAUUCAAAACCAUCAGGGAUAUUUUAUACAUCUAUCAGGGUGAUAGUAGUUUAGCUUCAUUUAUUCUACCCAUAUUUAACAGUACUAAAGACAUGACUAGAAAAUCAGAAUGAUUAAGAUAUAUUCUUUAUGUUCUAAGGCAGUGGUGGUGAAAUUGUGGCUCAUGUGUCGCAUCUGGCUGCUUGUUAGCAUUGAAAGCUCCAAAAGCUUCACUGUCAACUGGUGUAAGGGCUAAACUAAGAAAGCGAUCUUGUGUUGUGAAAGGAAAGGAGAACUGAAGCAGUGAUGAGCCAGAGACUAGAAAAAAUGGUAACUGGUUAAAUGUAGAUAUUUGAAUUACGAGGAAGAGUUUAGAAUGACUUGAGUUUCUUAUUUGAGUGGACUGGCAUGCCAUAACUAAGAAUAUAAAAAACUAGCCAAUUUUGGGGGCAUUGAUACAUUCAUUGUAGGGGCAUUUUGAUGAAUACGGGCAGAGUGAAGAGUCCUAGUAGGCAACAGAACACACAGAAUAAGCAGAAGGCAGUACUGGGAGUAUUGUCAUUGUCAGAGUAAGUGGCUCAAAGAGCAGUCAGUAGAAGCUGAAAGGAAUGAACUUCCAAAAGAAAAAUAGAAAAUCAGGAAGUGAUGGUGCCACAGAAGUAAAAGAAUUAUUAGCGUAGGAUAGGGAUCUUAUCCAGUGCUACAAGAAGGUAAAGAUAAACAUAGAAUAUGUCCUUUGCUUAUAAUUAUCAAUUUAAAAUAGAUGCUUAAAACCUCUGUAAAUUUUACUGGGUUGAAGAGUGAGUUAAAUGUUGUAGGGGACUUAGUAGCUUUAUUGAGACAGAAGAGACUUAGAUAAUCAGAGGGAGAUGGGGCUGAAAGAAGAUUUAUCUGUCAGUGGAGCCUUUGGCUGCAGAUCAUCAAAAGCCCAUUUAGCAAAGUCUUAAGCAAGUAGGAAUUAAUUUUUCUCAAAUAACAAAUCUGGAGGCUGCUGGCAUUGGUUCACAGAAGUAAUUGGAUACCUUGAGUUUCAUGUUGUUUCUAUUUUGGUUGUAUGAUGGUGGCCAAGCUUCAGGUAGAAUGUCCACAUUUGUGGUAAGAAGAUGGGAUGGAUAAGGCCAGCAACAUCAGCGUAUUUUAUUAGAAAUGUUUCCCCAUAACCCCCUCAGCAUACUCCUUGCAUUUCAUUGACCACAGCUAUACAUGCCUGCCCCCUAGAAUCAAGGGAGGCUGAGAAAAGAAGUAUUUAGUUCUUCUCUUUUCUCUAGUGGAGGUAGACAAAGAAAUGGCUUUCAGAAUGGUUUUGAUUUGGCGAAGCAGUAGUCUGGCGGGGAGUGUUUGUAUAAUGAAAGGUAGGAUUAAGUGUGUAUAUAACUGCAAAACAGAAGCAUGAGAGAGUCAGGGAGCACAGGAAGGAGAGAAUCUACAGCUCAGAGUGAGAAAGAUUUGAAGCGCAGCCUGAGGCUGCAGAAAUCCUUUUAACAGGAUGGAAACUCCAAUAGGAGGCAGAGAAAUUAAGAAAUCAUGGGUCCAGAAGAUGUGGGUGGCAGUGGAAAAUGUGCCUAUGAACUGUCAUUGUUUGGUCCUUUAACAGGUCUAGUCUUUGGGUUAUGUAAUUCCUUAGUAGUAUUAUUUUACCAACUUUGAUUCAUUGUAUCCACUCUCAAUUUCAGUACCCUUCAUUUCACCCUUCUGUGCCUUCCUCUUAAGCUUUUAUUUUGCUGCUAUCUUUAUGAUUUUCAUCUAUUUUCUACCCAUCUAUUCUCUCUGCCUUCUUUCUUCUUUCCCUCCAUUUUUAUCUUGAGAUCAGGUGGGAAACUAGAAAAGGAGAUGGGGCACAAGGAGAUAUAUUAUUAAAAGUCUGUUUUUAGUACA